AUUCGGAAGUGGAGGAGGAACGAAGAUGUUGCCAUUCGUGAGUCUGUCCGUCCUGGUUCUGGCGGUGAGCUGUGGAGCACUGCCACGCAGACCGGACCCAGACCAACUCAUGUACAACGAAGGCAUGCUCGAUGGCGACAUUGCUGGCGGGUACAUACGGACCACCAUCAACGGGAAGACGGCUAUCUUGCCGGAUGACAUCUACGGACUCUGGCCUGAUGCCAUCAUCUACUACGAGCUCCACUCCAGUGCCCAGAGCAUCAGGAACCUCCUCAACACAGCGAUUGUCGAGUAUCACCAACACACGUGCAUCCGGUUCGUGGAGAGGAACGGAGAUCCCAGCAUCACAAAUUAUGUCAACAUCCGAGGAGAUCAGUCAGGAUGUUGGUCGUACGUGGGGAUGUACAAAUUCGGAUCCCAGGACCUGUCCAUUCAGAUCCCAGGCUGCGACUAUAAGGGGCUCCUCCUCCACGAACUGAUGCACGCAGCGGGCUUCUGGCACGAACACACCCGCUUCGACCGCGACGAUUACGUCGUCAUCCUCUGGGACAACAUCCUCCCCGGCCAAGAGCACAACUUCGAGACAAAAACCCUGGCAGAAUCCCAGGAAUUUGGAGUUCCGUACGACUUCGAAUCCAUCAUGCACUACGAAUUGGACGCCUUCAGCAGUAACGGGGAGAACACUCUUGAGCCUUAUGGGGAAUGGGCUGGGACCGACCCUGGCCAUGUCUGGGAGCAGAAUUUUUUCGCCCGGUCCGACAUCGAGGAACUCAAUGCUCUCUACUGCUCUAAGAAAUAGACGCCGGUCAUUUCAGGCGUGAUA
Molecule: messenger RNA, 823 nt
Organism: Darwinula stevensoni
Lineage: Eukaryota; Metazoa; Arthropoda; Ostracoda; Podocopida; Darwinulidae
Source: the annotation of a GenBank genome assembly